UUGUGGACGUGAUGGCUUUUAUUAAGCGCAUGGUGUGUUUGUCGUAAUCAACGUCGUCGAAUAACAGGAAUUUAUAAUGUUGCUCGUCGUCGUAGGUAUCAAACAGGGAAUCUCCCCGCAACAUAAAUGUAUUAUAUUUCAUAAAUAUUUCCUGUAUUGCGAAUUCCGUUUUCCCUGUUUUGGUUGGACCUACGACGAAUAGGUUACCCAUUCGAUAUCUGUCCCCUGACGCGCACUUGAUCCACUUUCUAAUCGUCUUAAUUUCUUCCAUGUCUUCUUUCCACGGCAGUAGGUCAGUCUUCGUAUAAUGCUCCAUGUCAAGUCUUCUGGCAUUUUUUCUCAUCCAACGGGCUUUGAUGCGCCCCUCCUGUUGAAUGUAUUUCUCUGAAUUGAUCUCCAUCAGGUUUUGUUCCAGCUCUUUAUAAUCUCUGUAGGAGUCCAUGUCAUUUAACGCAUUUACCCAUGUUUGCUUCAAUUCUUCUUUCUUAGUCGGAUCCCCCUGGUACAUUCCUUUCCCGUUCUUCGUUAUGUACUUUAUCAGUGCAGAGAUAUCCCCCGUUCUCGAGGUGUAUGAGUUAACGCGAGAAUACCAGAACGUUUGCCUGGUUCCGUCCGAGUGUGUAAUGAUUGGCCUGGCAUUGAACGACCUGGGGCGCUUCAAUACGAUUAGGGCGUGCUGAUGUGGUCGGGGAUUCGUGUCAUCGUGUUCUACAGGUGAGAUGUGAGCGUAUUGUACGUUGCUUGUUGCCCCGGCCAUUCUAUCUAUUAUUUCCUUGAACUGGGUCUGAUUCGCAACUUCAUCACCCCAGAGAGUGAGAUACAUAUACUUUGACGUAAAAUGUAAAGCCUUAUCAUGUUUUAAUGUUUCUUUUAAACGGGUUUCGUCUAGCUUACUCGGUUCACUGUUAAAAUUAUCUGUUGACAUUGUUUGAGAAAAAAAAGUUGCAUGUCUCGAUAGUCGAACUAUUUACGUGUUGCGAUGAGGAUUUCACACGUGUUGAUUACGUGUUAUUCGCGUCACUGAAAGGAGGUGAACUAUUUAAUGAAAACUGGUGAAUUCAUAACGAAGAAACGAUGUCGAAUAUGAACAGACCAAAGGACGAUAUAUACGCGGAUGUUGCCUCGAUGGAUGUAAUGGAUGUCUACACAGAGUCUCGAGCCGAUCCAAAUGUUAAUUCCUUCCUCAAAAAAUUCUUCUACACGAUGAGGGAACCAUCUUAUAUUGAUUGGAAACUUAAUAAUAGUGAUAAGAUAAAGAACGAUGAUGAAAGACAGGAUUUAUUGAGACAGAAGCUGGAGAGUAUCAGGAGGUGCGAACGAAUGUCAGAAUAUCUGGAUGAAAUUAAUAUUGGUCUUGCCUCUUUUAACUCCUGGAAUAGAAAAUUCGCGAAGAAAUUGAAUCAGAAAACGAUUAAUCAGAGUACGAUUCCGGAAUGGGUUAGACGCUGUUCCAGUAGAGAGAAGGAAAUUGCCGUUGUGGAGGAAAGGGAACGCGGUGCCCUGCUCAGUGUCUCUGAAAAGGGUGACAAGGAAAAGAAGCCCAAGAAGGUUGAUAAAGAAGACUAAACAACUAAUUUAAUCCUUUUUGGUCUUACUGUAUUUAAAUAAUAUUUAUAUUUGAUAUUCAUACAAUGUCAAUGUUUAAAUUCGAAACCCGGUGCAUGGGGUAAAAUGUUUUGUUUCAAUUAUAUAUUCGGGAACGCCCGUUGAGCGACUUCUAUUCAUUGAGAAAAUAUAUAUAUAUACAAUAAAAGAGGAAAAUUAGAGGAGAAAUAAUUAAAUUAAUUAAAAUUUUCUUCAACGUAAAGGGUGCUAAUUUCCUGAAUUGUUCUCUCCAGUUUAUCAAAGCGGACAAGGUAGCAUUUGAUAUCUUCCAAAAAGAAGGGGAGAUAAUUAGCCAGACUGGAAUUAUAUUCAUACUCCUCGUUGAAAUCGAGGCGCCUCACCCAAUAAAACAGAGCAAUGAGGAGGCUUUCCCCUUCCCUGGUAAUAUUAGAUGAGAGAUGGAGUCUAAUU
This is a messenger RNA of Entamoeba histolytica HM-1:IMSS, 2016 nucleotides long. RefSeq lists its product as uncharacterized. Lineage: Eukaryota; Evosea; Mastigamoebida; Endamoebidae. The record is from RefSeq and is a predicted model, not a curated record. The transcript has a single exon. Bases 1075 to 1566 code for a protein of 163 amino acids.